AUGAAUUUGAAGUUACCUCAGAUCCUCCUAGCCCUAGGCUUUUCCUCUCUGGCUAUGGCAGACAUCUCGUCUAAGUGUGACGCAAGUACCGCCGAAUUCGACACCAAAGAUUACCCAUCCCAGAUGGCUGUCCAAUGCGGGUCGCAGUUAUAUUGGCAUCUCGACUUAAACAAGUGUUUCUUGAAUCAAGAUGGUACCCUUUAUUACUAUAAAGAUGGUAAUGCCUUCAUCUCCUACGCUAUUACCGAUGACAACAAGCAAGAUAUUCUCGACCUUGCUGAUAAUAGAGACUAA
Penicillium argentinense is the source of this 294-nucleotide messenger RNA. RefSeq lists its product as uncharacterized. Bases 1 to 294 code for a protein of 97 amino acids. The record is from RefSeq and is a predicted model, not a curated record. The transcript is spliced from 3 exons. NCBI's taxonomy places the organism in Eukaryota, Fungi, Ascomycota, Eurotiomycetes, Eurotiales, Aspergillaceae.